Messenger RNA from Notothenia coriiceps (black rockcod), 406 nucleotides. Its product is annotated as protein max-like. The record is from RefSeq and is a predicted model, not a curated record. The transcript has a single exon. NCBI's taxonomy places the organism in Eukaryota, Metazoa, Chordata, Actinopteri, Perciformes, Nototheniidae. The coding region runs from base 38 to 340 and encodes 100 amino acids.
GUUUCCUCCUCAUGGUUUCCUCCUGUGUUUCCUCCUCAUGGUUUCCUCCUCAUGGCUUCCUCCUGUGUUUCCUCCUGUGCUUCCUCCUCAUGGUUUCCUCCUGUGCUUCCUCCUGUGUUUCCUCCUCAUGGUCUCCUCCUCUGUGUCUGCAGUGCGUGCUCUGGAGAAGGUGAAGGGCUCGGCUCAGCUCCAGGCCAGCUACUCCUCGUCUGACAGCAGCCUCUACACCAACCCCAAAGGCAGCGCCGUGUCCGCGUUCGACGGCGGCUCGGACUCCAGCUCCGAGUCGGAGGCCGAGGAGCCGCCCAACAGGAAGAAGCUGCGCGUGGAGGCCAGCUAGAGGGGGCGGAGCCAUUCAAAUAUGGCGGUGCACAGAGGAGAGGAAGUGACGCCUUCAAAGCUCUCG